GAGACCAGUCCAAUAGACCUGUACUGCUCCUCAAUUCUCAGUUUCUCCCAUCACCAUGGCCGACAAGGUCCAAGCCGACGAGCCCCAGAUACAGCCCGAGUCCUCAAUCCCAGAUAGCCGGUCCUCUCUCAAGGGAGACGCCCACCAUGCCGAAGUAUCCCGACAACCAUACGGCCCCCCGGGUCUUCGGGGUGUAGUCGCCAAUCCUUUUGUACUGCUCUGCGCGGCAUGCUCAACCCGUGGGUGACCUCCUUCCUUGUUCCCACUUGUAACUCCAAGCGGCUAACAGCAAGAUGGGGGGGAAAGUCGGAGGGUUGUCGUUCGGGUACGAUCAGGGUGUGAUCUCAGUCACCCUGGUCAUGGAACAGUUUCUGGGCCGGUUCGUGGAGGUUGCCGAGGGCCAUCCGGGAUCAGGGUUCUGGAAGGGCUUGAUGACGGCAAUGUUGGAAUUGGGUGCUUUUGUUGGCGCGCUCAAUCAGGGCUGGCUCGCUGAUAAGAUCUCUCGACGGUACUCGAUCGUUGUGGCUGUGGCUAUCUUUAAUGUCGGUUCCGUGCUGCAGACUGCCGCCGUGGACUAUGCGAUGCUUACCGUCGGACGCACAAUUGGCGGUAUUGGCAUCGGUAUGCUGUCCAUGGUUGCGCCGCUCUAUAUCUCAGAGGUCUCGCCGCCCGAGUGUCGAGGCGCGCUGCUCGUCUUGGAGGAGUUCUGUAUCGUGCUCGGGAUCGUCAUUGCGUACUGGAUCACGUACGGGACACGGUUCAUGGCCGGCGAGUGGGCGUGGAGACUUCCUUUCCUGCUGCAGAUCGUGCCGAGUUUCGUCUUGCUGGGAGGUGUCAUUGUCCUCCCGUUCUCGCCUCGUUGGCUCGCGUCCAAGGGCCGGAAUGACGAGGCGCUUCAGAGCCUGAGCCAGCUGCGCCGGCUGCCGACCACCGACCACCGUAUCCAACAAGAGCUGCUGGACAUCAAGAUCGAUGUCCGCUUUCAUCAAGAGCUGAACGCCGAGAAGCACCCGACCCUUCAGGGCUCGGGGACGACAAAGAGCCUGCUUCGCGAGCUGGCCGGUUGGGCCGACUGCUUCAAGAGCGGUUGCUGGCGACGCACCCAGGUGGCAGUCCUUGUGAUGUUUUUCCAGCAGUUUGUUGGUAUCAACGCCCUCAUCUACUACUCGCCCACGCUCUUCAAGACCAUGGGUCUCGAUUACGAUAUGCAAUUGCUCAUGUCGGGUAUCAUCAACGUCACGCAGCUGGUUGGCGUCUGCACCAGUCUCUGGACCAUGGACGCCCUCGGCCGUCGGCCGCUCCUGCUCUGGGGUGCUGCCAUCAUGGGAAUUUCCCAUGUCAUUAUUGCAGCCCUCGUCGGUAUCUACUCAGACAACUGGCCUGCGCACCGAACACGGGGCUGGACCAGUGUCGCUUUUCUGUUUGUGUAUAUGCUCGCCUUUGGCGCCACCUGGGGAUCAGUAGGCUGGGCGCUGCCGGCUGAGGUGUUCUCUUCAUUUCUCCGCGCCAAGGGUGUCGCUCUUGCAACAUGCGGCACCUGGCUGUUCAACUUUAUCAUCGGCCUUAUCACACCUCCCUUGAUUCAAGAUACAGGGUAUGGUGCGUACGUCUUCUUCGCAGUGUUCUGUAUCCUCGCCUUCAUCUGGACCUUCUUCUGCGUCCCUGAGACAAGCGGCCGCACCCUGGAGCAGAUGGACGCAGUAUUCAAGGACAACUCAAUCAGCGCGGAGCGGGCAAGGAGGCAGGCGAUCGAAAAUGAGCUUAUGGGAGAGCAUCAUGGCGUUACAGCAUAGACAGUAGUCUAACCAUUUUAUGUAUAGCGAAACGUAUGAUAUCUAGC
Messenger RNA from Aspergillus nidulans FGSC A4, 1840 nucleotides. RefSeq names its product sugar porter family MFS transporter. Gene Ontology annotation, molecular function: transmembrane transporter activity. The transcript is spliced from 3 exons. Gene Ontology annotation, biological process: proton transmembrane transport; transmembrane transport; carbohydrate transmembrane transport. NCBI's taxonomy places the organism in Eukaryota, Fungi, Ascomycota, Eurotiomycetes, Eurotiales, Aspergillaceae. The record is from RefSeq and is a predicted model, not a curated record. Gene Ontology annotation, cellular component: membrane. Bases 294 to 1793 code for a protein of 499 amino acids.